Ananas comosus (pineapple) is the source of this 1137-nucleotide messenger RNA. Its product is annotated as ER lumen protein-retaining receptor. The transcript has 7 exons. The coding region runs from base 189 to 836 and encodes 215 amino acids. Gene Ontology annotation, molecular function: ER lumen protein retrieval receptor activity. The record is from RefSeq and is a predicted model, not a curated record. Gene Ontology annotation, cellular component: membrane; cis-Golgi network; endoplasmic reticulum. Lineage: Eukaryota; Viridiplantae; Streptophyta; Magnoliopsida; Poales; Bromeliaceae. Gene Ontology annotation, biological process: protein retention in ER lumen; endoplasmic reticulum to Golgi vesicle-mediated transport.
GUACGUUCUCUCGCUUCUUCUUCUCCUCCGACGCACGAAACGCCCCACUCCGUAUACACGAUCGGAGCGGAAUCCCACGGCGAAUCUAGGGUUAGGGUUAGGGUUUGCGCUCGUAAUCUGUCGAUCUGUAGACCCGGAGCCGUUGGAUCCGAGAAAGGGACGGCUGAGAUCGAUAUCCGGCUUCGAAGAUGAACGUGUUCCGGCUCGCGGGGGACAUGACGCAUCUGAUGAGCGUCCUCGUCCUCCUCCUCAAGAUCCACACCAUCAAAUCCUGCGCAGGCAUUUCAUUGAAGACUCAGGAGUUAUAUGCUCUCGUGUUCGCAACUCGAUAUUUGGAUAUUUUCAUUCAUUUUGUUUCGCUCUAUAAUACGGUCAUGAAGUUGAUCUUCUUGGGAAGCUCGUUCUCGAUCUUAUGGUACAUGAGACACCACAAGAUUGUACGCAGGACUUACGACAAGGAUCAAGACACCUUCCGCCACCACUUUCUCAUACUGCCAUGUUUGCUCUUGGCCCUACUCAUAAAUGAAAAGUUUACUUUUAUGGAGGUGAUGUGGACAUUCUCUUUAUUUUUGGAGGCUGUUGCGAUUCUCCCUCAACUAGUUUUAUUGCAACGCACGAGGAAUAUUGACAAUUUGACCGGGCAAUAUGUUUUUCUUCUAGGUGCAUACAGAGCAUUAUACAUCCUCAAUUGGAUUUAUCGCUACUUCACCGAACCCCACUAUGUUCAUUGGAUAACCUGGAUAUCCGGACUCGUGCAGACGCUACUCUACGCCGAUUUCUUCUACUAUUACUUUCUUAGCUGGAAGAAUAAUGUCAAGCUCCAGUUACCCGCCUGAGCUUCCCUCGAUCUUUUUUAGAUCUUUUGGUGUAUUAUCUCAAUACAGCAUGGGUGAGGAGUUUAAGGCGCGCGGCGAGGUCAAUUAAACGAUGGAAAAAUUGUUGGUUAAGUUUUUGAGGAACGGUAUGUCUUAGCAGAAUCUGGAAAAUUCUUGUGUAGUGAUAAUAGCAAUCGUAAACAGUGAUUCCUAUGUAAACUAUAAAAGCAUAGAAUUUGUACUAAAGGUGAUUUUAUUUUUAUUUUUCCUUAUAGUAAUGUUGGAUUAUGUUAUAUGCUUAUAUGCAAUUUUUUCUGAAACA